Ilyonectria robusta is the source of this 2397-nucleotide messenger RNA. Its product is annotated as MIF4G like-domain-containing protein. Gene Ontology annotation, molecular function: RNA cap binding; mRNA binding. NCBI's taxonomy places the organism in Eukaryota, Fungi, Ascomycota, Sordariomycetes, Hypocreales, Nectriaceae. Gene Ontology annotation, cellular component: nuclear cap binding complex; nucleus. Bases 1 to 2397 code for a protein of 798 amino acids. Gene Ontology annotation, biological process: mRNA export from nucleus; nuclear-transcribed mRNA catabolic process, nonsense-mediated decay. The transcript is spliced from 4 exons. The record is from RefSeq and is a predicted model, not a curated record.
AUGGCUGACUACGAUAGGCGACAGUCGGGCGGCUACCACAACCGCAAGAGGAGAUAUCGAGAUGACGAUGACCACUACGAUCGCCGCCACCAGCGAAGGCGAGUAGACUCCGCGCCCCUGCCAGUACGAGUCCGCCGACAGCUCCUCAGCAUUGCGGACUCUCCCCUGCGACGAUGGAACGAGGAAGUCCAGUCGAUCGCCCACAUGGUGGCCGACAACUACGAGGAUGAAAACCUGCGGAACACCUUCCUUGACCUGUCUAUGCAGCUGGCUCUGGAGCAACCCCUGAAGACCCCUUUCGUGGCCGCCGUUUUUCUCGUCAUCAACACCCUGAAGCCCGAGCUCAUUGACGAGGUCUUGGCAAAGCUGGCCCAGGCGACCGAAUCCAAGAUCAGCCAGGGCGAGUGGCGGGACGCGAAGCUCUAUCUCAAGUUUUUGGCUUGUUUGCAAGCUUGUAUGGAGGGCGACGGUCUGUUCCCGGUCCUGGAGGAGCUCUUCAGUCGCGCCGCCGACCUCCAGACGGCUAGCUCUGAUGAUACCAUCGGAACGGAGCUCGUUAAGAUCAUUCUCCUUACCAUUCCCUACAUCAUGGUCUCGGCGCCUGGGACAUUUCAACAAAAGGCCGCGGACCUGAUGGACAAGACCGAUAUCAUCGCGUCCGAACCGCAUGCGCUCCAAGCCCUGGUCGACCCCUAUCACCCCGAAGGCAAGACGGAGAGCCCUGGAGUGUCUCUCAGCGUGUGCAUGCUCCUCCAGAAGCAACUGCAAGCCGAGGCCGCCAACAACUGGGAGCUUUCAUGCCUGCCGCGACCUUGGCAGAUGCCAUUGGAGGAUAUUGAAGCCCAGGACAAGCUUGCCAAUGCCCCGAAGCACGCCCUCCCGGCAAUUGCUAUCCCUGCUACUGUUGUGGCUGGGUCUCGUCCGCUGUUCCCUGAGAUUUACUUGUCUGUCUACUCAGACCAGGAAGUCCCUUCCGUCCCUGCGGUCACAAACGUUGCGGCGUCUCUGAUCAGGGAUGGCCUCAUCGACACUAUCAACAUUAUGAACUUCAACCGAAACGUCACUGCCCGGUACUUGAUGGACCUUGAUUGCUAUUUUGCUGAAGGAACCUUUGUCAAGCGCGCUACUCCUUUCGAUGAGCUCCGAAACAUCCCGGAAGGACGAUCUACCUGGAAGCCCGAGGAUGUGGCGGUUGAUACCGUCUUCUCACAGCUGUUCCAGCUGCCCACCCCCGAGUGCAAGCUUGUCUACUACCACUCUGUCCUGACAGAGGCCUGCAAGUUGGCGCCGGCGGCCAUCGCUCCUAGCCUGGGCAGAGCGAUUCGAUACCUGUAUCGAACCGCCCCCCGGAUGGACCUGGAGCUGAGCUAUCGCUUUCUUGACUGGUUCUCCCACCAUCUUAGCAACUUUGGUUUCACUUGGAAGUGGGCUGAGUGGGCCGAGGACACGCAGCUACCGGACCUUCAUCCUUGCAAGUGGUUCCUCCGGGGCGCUUUGGACAAAGAGGUACGGCUCAGUUUUGCACAGAGAAUCCAGAAGACUCUUCCUGAGCCUUAUCUUCCCUUGGUCGGGCCGGAGAAGGAGAAGGAUGUGCCUGACUUCAAGUUUAGCAACCCUGAUACCCCAUUUUCUAAGGAGGGCCAAGAAAUUGGAGCUCUUCUGCGACGGAAGGCUCCUGACGAGGAGUUCCAGGCCGUCAUUGACAGCAUUCAGACCCAGGCUACCGAGCUCGCCCUGGACCCGGUGGUUGCCAGUACGGAUGUUUUCAUGACAGCUGUUUGCUGGGUUGGCUCCAAGUCGUUGAGCCACGUUCUCGCCUGUAUUGACCGCACCAAGGGCCGACUCCUCGAUGCAGGCAGUUCGUCCGAGGCUGCCCGAGCCCAGAUCAUCUCUGCCGUCAUGGCCUACUGGCACGCCCACCCUGGCGUUGCCAUCUCCAUCGUGGAGAAGCUCCUCAACUACUCUAUCCUCACACCCUUCUCUGUUGUCGACUGGGCCCUCGUUGCUAGUACGCCCGCCAACGGCACUGACGGCGGCGAGUCCCUCGCCGAGUCUUACAUCUUUGAGCUCGUCUCAAACACUGUCGCCAAAGUGACUGGUCGCACGCGCCAGCUCCUCGUCUCCCCGGACGCCGACGAAGAGACUCGGACCAAGGAGGCCAAGGCCACCCGGGACCUUUUCCACGCUAUGAACGAUGCUUUGGUCAGCUGGGCCGGUGGCAGCAAGGAUGAGCUAAUGGAAGAGGGCGACGGAUCUACCGACCGCGAGGCCUUGAUCCGACGAUGGGGACAGCGUUGGUUGCGCGUGUUUAAGCGCAUGGGCGCCAUUGAGGAGGCGUUUGCUUUGGAGGCGGCCAAGGAUAAGAUGGUCACAGCCGACGUCGAGGAGAAGAACUAG